This is a messenger RNA of Sesamum indicum (sesame), 1305 nucleotides long. Its product is annotated as S-adenosyl-L-methionine-dependent methyltransferases superfamily protein. Gene Ontology annotation, molecular function: tRNA (adenine(58)-N1)-methyltransferase activity. NCBI's taxonomy places the organism in Eukaryota, Viridiplantae, Streptophyta, Magnoliopsida, Lamiales, Pedaliaceae. The record is from RefSeq and is a predicted model, not a curated record. Gene Ontology annotation, cellular component: nucleus; tRNA (m1A) methyltransferase complex. Gene Ontology annotation, biological process: tRNA methylation.
AGUUUGUGAGACAAGGAGAGCACAAAUACUGACUACUACUGUACGACUAGUCGUCGCGCACACGACUUGCAAUUUGCAGUGGUGAAGCGACUUUGCUCAUUAGCGAUUUUUGACGUCCUUGGAGGGAAACCCUAACACCCAAAUUCUGAAUUUCAUGAUUUAUCCUUUGUAUCGCACCCAAAUUUGCUGCUGUCCCUCUUUCUUCAACCCAGUCCCAGUGGGUCUUUGAUCAUCAAACCGGCCGGCCCCUAAGCGCUAGCGGCCAUUGCCGAUCCUCUUGUAUUCACACAGUAUUGGAUUGAAAAUUGACUUGAACUGCUAAAAAUGUUGCCGGUUGAUCCCACCAACAAAUUAUCUUUUAAUCGUCGGAUAAUGGAGGGAGAUUUGGUUGUAGUAUACGAGAGAUAUGAUAGUAUGAAGCCCGUAAAAGUUACUGAAAAUGGGGUUCUGCAAAACCGCUUUGGUGUAUUUAAGCAUUCCGAUUGGAUUGGAAAAGCGUUUGGCUCGAAAGUGUUCAGCAAUAAGGGUGGAUUUGUUUACUUGCUAGCUCCAACUCCUGAGUUGUGGACUCUGGUUUUAAGCCACAGGACGCAGAUUUUAUAUAUCGCGGAUAUUAGCUUUGUUGUUAUGUACUUGGAGAUAGUUCCCGGUUGUGUGGUGCUCGAGUCCGGGACUGGAAGUGGAUCCUUGACUACAUCUCUUGCACGUGCAGUUGCUCCAAACGGGCAUGUAUUUACAUUUGAUUUCCAUGAACAGAGGGCUGCAUCAGCUAGGGAGGAUUUUGAAAGGACAGGAUUGAGUAGUUUGGUGACAGUCGGAGUGAGAGACAUACAGGGUGAGGGGUUCCCAGAUGAAUUUUUAGGGCAAGCUGAUUCUGUUUUCCUUGACCUGCCACAACCCUGGUUGGCUAUUCCUUCUGCUUCAAAAGUUCUGCAACAAGAUGGUGUCUUGUGCUCAUUCUCACCAUGUAUUGAGCAAGUACAGAGAUCUUGCGAAACACUAAAAUCCCAUUUUACUGAUAUAAGAACUUUCGAAGUCCUCCUCCACGCAUAUGAAGUUCGAGAAGGGAACUUAGAGAGCUGGCAAGAUAGUGAUGGGGGCUUGCAUAAGAGUAACAAGAAGAGGCAGCGUUCUGGAAAUGGGCUGGAAAGUUCUAAGCCAAAGACUAUAAUGGCAAGACGCAAUGGUGAGACCAGAGGCCAUACCGGUUAUUUAACAUUUGCCAGACUCAAGUGUACUAUGUAAACUUUUUCUAGUUAGUUGGCUGAGGUUUUAAGUUUUAACAGGUCAAUGGUUCUGUUUCAA